Angiostrongylus costaricensis is the source of this 930-nucleotide messenger RNA. NCBI's taxonomy places the organism in Eukaryota, Metazoa, Nematoda, Chromadorea, Rhabditida, Metastrongylidae. The record is from the annotation of a GenBank genome assembly.
AUGUUCACAUCGACGCCGUAUGCCGGUUUUUAUCCACAAAUACCAACACCACUAAUCUCAUCCAGAAUCUACUCACAGUACUCCUUAUGUUACAACGAUAAUGAAAGUCUUGGAAAACUCUCCACCACCUUCACCAGUCGAUCAGCAUCAUUUCUCUGCGAUUCAUCGUCAGAAUCCGACAUGAGUAAACAUUUUCUUCCAUCGCAGAUAACAUCUGGAAGCACACCACUAACAGAUUCGGGUUUUCUCUCGUCGUCAUCGAGUUCCAGAACACCAGUUGUUCGUAAUGUGGUUCGUGGUUAUAAGAAGACAUACUGCUUCGUGUGCAAAGUUGAUAUUACCAAGGCAGGAAAAAGGAGUCAAGUCAUCUUAUCUCUUUCAUACGUCUAUGCCGCAUCGUUUCCAAGUUCUAGCCAACAAUGUUCGACACCCCCUCCAGUGCUCACACCAGAAGCGCCUAAGCAAGAGAACAUUUCCGACAGUACAGUAGCGCUGGCACCUAUAGUGGAAACACCGCUGAAGGCACCACCUAAGAAGCGCAGGAUUGGUUUCAUGAUUGAAGACCUACUUAAGAUGUUUUCUGUUUUCUUGAUCGGCCAUAUUCAUGAAAUGCUGGCCAACUAUGACGAAGAAAAAGGUGCAAAACCACCAAAGAUAGUUACUUCACCUGUCACCCGUAGUUCUGCUGAUGGUCGAGUGAUUCGAGUGGGCGCCAGUAAAUCUUCCAUUUUUCCGUCUAACCCAAGAGUAGCUCAGCUCUUCGUGAAGAACUCUGACCAUCGGGUCGGUGGUCUUCUUGCAGUGCGUUUAACGUCCAGAGGAUCAGCCACUAACGACUUUUGUCCAUCCGUUGUCGUUCAUACGAACUACUUGUCCGGCGCACCUUAUCUUCGACUGUUUGGCGUACAGAACGACAUCCUUGAUUUUUGA